AUGUUAACACGUGUUACAUCGUUGAGUGUUCAAGGUUACAAUGGUUCGCGUGGCCCUUUGGUUCAAUUGCCGUCGAAUAUAUGUUUUUUCACGAAUUUGCGGAUAUUAAAUAUUUCAUUCAAUCGUAUCAAUCUUGUGGAUUCGGAAUUGAUUUAUUCGAAUCCAUCUUGUCUAAACAAUUUACGGGUGCUUGAUUUGAGUAGUAAUUAUCUGCAGGAUUAUCCGUCAUUAUUGUUAAGAAGCACUCAAAUCAUUGAGGAAGUAUUUUUACAAAAUAAUCAAAUAACAUCAUUUGAUCUUGGAUCCAUUAUAAUUGUUUCAAUAUCAAUUAAUUUAUCUAACAAUGAAAUAUCAAAAAUAACAAAUAAUGCUAAUAUUAAUGUGUCAACAUACACUAGUUCAUUUAGUGCAUCUGUUGAUUUAACAAAUAAUAGUGAAAUUAUCGAUGUGACAGAUAGCAUAUACGAAAUGUAUGGAGCUUGUUAUGAAAUUCAACAAAUAUUCAAUACUAGUUUGCCACAGAUAGUUUCAAUCUUGACAAUGAGUUUUUUAAAUAUUAAUUUUGCUAGAUCAAAAAUAAAUUGCACUUGUGAUCAAUACUAUAUACAACAAAGCUUCUUGUAUUCAUUUAAUAUGAGUCUUUCAUCAACAUAUGCAUUGUCCAAUACUAUGUGUACAGAUCAAACAUUGUUCUAUAAUAAUUCAAAUAUUGCAGCUUGCAAUAGGUCAUCAGUUAAUUUCGCAACUACAAUGCCACGUCUUUGCAUAUUAAAUUCAAAUAAUGGUAAUAUAAGUUUAGUUAAUGUGGCUGAUAAUAUCACACAAACAUAUCCAUAUUAUCUACCUCAAAUUGUGAAUAAUAGUUAUUGUUUAUUUACAUUUUAUUCAGGCGGUAAUCGAAUGUCAAUUGAUUGUGUAAAUGAAUCAAGUACGCUGACUGCAAUUUCAUCAUUUGCUCUUAAUAGUAUUUAUUUUCAAAAUAUAACACAAGUUUCAAUUAAUAAUCAAAAUUCAGUAUCUGAAUUGCCAGCUUACUUAUGUUCAUUACCGUCCAAUACUAUUGAUCUUUCAAAUCAAUCGUUUAGCAUAUUAAAUAGCACAACAUUUCCUUGUUCAUCGAAUAAUACAGUUCAAAAUAUUAAUCUUGCUUACAAUCAAGUUAAUGUCGUCAAUUUGACUUUAUCCAAUUGGAUAUCGAUUGAUCUAACAUCAAAUAAUCUAGCACAAUUUCCAUAUAGUCUCUUUGAUUCAAAUGAAAGUACAAUAUCAAGCACGCUAUUAUCACCACGAACACUUAGUGUAUCAUCGAAUCAAUUAACUGAAUUUGAUUUAUUUGUUUACACGUAUGCAGAUACAAAUACUAACUUACAGAAUAAUCCAUUCUCGACAACACUUGAUGGUUAUACUAUUAUUAAUAAUUAUCAAAAACGAUCGUUAGUUAUUGGUUCUCUUUCGGCAAAUGUAAUGCUACCAAAUCAAAUGCGUUUUCUGCUGAACGAUCAAGUUGCACAAGAUUAUAAUACGUGUACUAGUAAUUCAUUAAACUAUCUUAUUGCAAUAUUCGAACAAAUAAAAAGCAGUAAUAGUAGUGCAGUAGAUAUUGAAUGUGAUUGCUCAUCAAUUUAUAUUAAAGAAUAUUUCAAUUCAUUAAAUUCAUCAGACAAAAUUACAAAUCGAUUUCAAUGUAGUAAUACAUCAAGUUUAACAAUAAUACAAUUUGAAAAUUUAACUGAAACGAAUUGUUUAUCGAAUAUAACAUUAUCACCAAAUAGACUUUGUCAAUUUGCCAGAUUAGCAACUUCGACUGUUUCUAAUUCAAAUGCUAGUGGUCAAUCUUUAUCCAUAAUACUUGGGUCUGUUCUAGGAUCUUUAGGUUUUCUAUUACUGCUGGCAAUUAUUAUAGGUGCUUGUUACUAUAUACGUAAAUCAUCUAUUAAGAAUGCUCGAAUAGUAUCAUACCCAAAUAAUUCUCGAUAUACGGAUAAUAAUCGACUUGACGCACAUAUACAAACAAGAAAUGUUCGCUGGCCACAGAAUUUUGCACUACUUGAUCUUAUGCCAGUGCCACCACCACCACCACGAACACCUCGACCAGAAAAUACUCGUAAUUCAAAAUAUUUUCUACCAACAAAGCAAUCAAGAAGAUCAGCAGCUCGAAAUUCACCAUCAUAUUAUACAGCUUCCGUUGAUUUAUCACAAUUAGAUAGUAUUCGUCAUCAAAGACGACGGCAACGGCCAAAUGAUCCUCCGAUAGAUCAUGAUGCAAAUUGA
This is a messenger RNA of Rotaria socialis, 2271 nucleotides long. The record is from the annotation of a GenBank genome assembly. Lineage: Eukaryota; Metazoa; Rotifera; Eurotatoria; Philodinida; Philodinidae.